CUGUGAGGUGGGCAGGCGAGCAGCAGACAAGACCAUCUCUGCAAGUGCAGCAUAGCCUUGGCCUAGGGCAGCAGGAGUGCGUGGCCAAAGCUGUGAGCAGAGGCCCAGGUGGUGGCAGACAGUAGAGGCGCCCCAUGGGGAACAUACUGACCUGUUGUGUGCGCCCCAGUGACCCUGAGUUUGACCAGCAACAGGGGUCCGUGUGUCCCUCUGAAUCUGAGAUCUAUGAGGCAGGAGCUGGGGACAAGAUGGCAGGAGCUGGGGAUGGGAUGGCAGGGGCACCCAUGGCUGCUGCUGUGCAGCCUGCUGAGGUGACUGUUGAAGUUGGUGAGGACCUCCACAUGCACCACAUCCAUGACCGGGAGAUGCCUGAAGCUUUGGAGUUUAACCGUUCUGCCAAUCCAGAGGCAAGCACAAUAUUCCAGAGGAACUCUCAGACAGAUGCUUUGGAUUUUAACCCUUCUGCCAAUCCAGAGGCAACCACAAUAUUCCAGAGGAACUCUCAGACAGAUGUUGUAGAAAUAAGAAGAAGCAAUUGUACAAACCAUAGUGACCUUGGAGAUACAUCAUGAUAUCACGCAAAG
Molecule: messenger RNA, 584 nt
Organism: Mandrillus leucophaeus (drill)
Lineage: Eukaryota; Metazoa; Chordata; Mammalia; Primates; Cercopithecidae
Product: arf-GAP with GTPase, ANK repeat and PH domain-containing protein 5-like
Exons: 5
Coding region: 135-572 (145 amino acids)
Source: RefSeq, a predicted model, not a curated record